Molecule: messenger RNA, 1032 nt
Organism: Danaus chrysippus (African queen)
Lineage: Eukaryota; Metazoa; Arthropoda; Insecta; Lepidoptera; Nymphalidae
Source: the annotation of a GenBank genome assembly
AUGUCCCAUCAAACUGGAAUACAAGCUAAUAAUGAAUUGAAGAAAUACUUCAGUAAGUGUAGAGAUGGGAAAAUUCGAGUCUUAAAAAUUAGCAUAGAAAAUGAACAACUAACAUUAGCUAAACACUAUCCUGUUAAAAGUACAUUUGAUAGUGAUUUUGAUAAGUAUGUUCCGUCACUGAUAGUUGAAGACUUGCCAUGCUAUAUUUUAUACAGAUUUGAUACAACAAAUUCCCUCGGCUAUGAGUGGCUCCUGUUGAGUUGGUCGCCAGACUCAGCUCCAGUAAGACACAAAAUGUUGUACGCUUCAACGAAAGCAACACUAAAACAGGAAUUUGGAUCGGCCCAUAUAAAGGAUGAAAUGCAUGCCACAAGCAAGGAUGAAGUAUGUCUCAAAGGCUACAAGGCCCAUGUCAGUGGAGUGAAUUCCCCCGCACCACUCACUGAUAGAGAGGAAGCUUUAAAAGAAUUACAGGAAAGUGGACAUGACCCUAACUAUGGAACUGAUGCCAGACAGUCAACAAUGGGAGGGAUAGCAUUCCCAAUAACUGAAUCAACAAAACAGGGUAUUAUUGAUCUCCAACGAGGUUCCUACAACUAUUUACAGUUCAAAAUAGAUAUAGAUGAAGAAAAAAUAUGUUUGUCAAAAGCAGCCGUAAUUAAUGUGUCUGAAUUACCAGCUCAAGUUCCAAGUGACCAGGCGAGAUACCACUUGUUCUUAUUCAAGCAUUCUCAUGAAGGAGACCAUAUAGAGAGCUUUGUGUUCAUAUAUUCAAUGCCAGGAUACAGUUGCAGUAUUAAAGAAAGAAUGAUGUAUUCCAGUUGUAAGGGACAGUUUUUGGAUAUUUUAGAAAAUAUGGGUGUUGCUAUCGCUAAGAGGCUGGAAAUAGAUGAUGGAAAGGAAUUAACUGAAGAGUAUCUAUAUGAUGAAAUUCAUCCAAAAAGAAACUUACAUAGACCAGCCUUCGCCAAACCUAAGGGCCCUCCAAAUAGAGGCGCCAAAAGAAUCACUAAAGCACAGUCCACUCAAUAA